Recurvomyces mirabilis is the source of this 768-nucleotide messenger RNA. RefSeq names its product DL-glycerol-3-phosphatase (gene GPP1). The transcript has a single exon. Lineage: Eukaryota; Fungi; Ascomycota; Dothideomycetes; Mycosphaerellales; Teratosphaeriaceae. The coding region runs from base 1 to 768 and encodes 255 amino acids. The record is from RefSeq and is a predicted model, not a curated record. Gene Ontology annotation, molecular function: beta-phosphoglucomutase activity; sugar-phosphatase activity.
AUGCCUCAUCAUGAAGAAAAACCCAACUUUUCCGCCCCGUCAGGAAUCCAUGAUUUUGCCGCCCUCCUGUUCGACAUGGACGGCACUAUCAUCGACUCCACGGACGCUAUCGUGAAGUACUGGCAUGCUCUAGGCAGAGAGAUCGGUGUACCGGGUGAACAGAUCCUGGAGACGUCUCAUGGCCGAAGGACGAUCGAUGUACUUGGACUUCUCGCACCACAAAAAGCCAAUUGGGACUUCGUGUGCAAAGCCGAAGGUCAGGUCCCGAUCCAGUACGGUAAGGAUGCCGUCGAGGUCCCUGGAAGUCGGAGUCUGCUAGAGAAGCUCGAGGCAGCUGGUGCACAAUGGGCGAUCGUGACGAGUGGAACGAGACCAUUGGUCACUGGAUGGUUGGACGUGAUGAAGCUUGCGCAUCCGCAGUACCUUGUCACGGCCGAAGAAGUGAAGAAUGGCAAGCCAGAUCCUGCCUGCUACAGAUUAGGUGCCAAGCGACUAGGCCUGAACGAUGGCAGUGAUGCAGAGGCAUCAAGUGGCAGGAAGAUUUCUCCGAACGAUGUGCUCGUUCUGGAAGAUGCUCCAGCUGGUGUUCGAGCAGGCAAGGCGGCUGGGUAUCGAGUCGUCGCUCUGGCUACUACGCAUGCAAUUGAGAAACUACGAGAGGCAGGGGCGGAUUGGAUCGUGCAAGAUAUGCGUAGCGUGACACUCAGCCAAUACGAUCAGAAGUCUGGCAAGACUAGUAUAGAGAUCCGAAAUGCUCUGGUUGCUUGA